Fusarium vanettenii 77-13-4 is the source of this 750-nucleotide messenger RNA. RefSeq lists its product as uncharacterized. Gene Ontology annotation, molecular function: ATP binding; protein kinase activity. NCBI's taxonomy places the organism in Eukaryota, Fungi, Ascomycota, Sordariomycetes, Hypocreales, Nectriaceae. The transcript has a single exon. Gene Ontology annotation, biological process: protein phosphorylation. The coding region runs from base 1 to 750 and encodes 249 amino acids. The record is from RefSeq and is a predicted model, not a curated record.
AUGGACGCACAGCGCAUCACCGACGUGUAUCGCUUCCAAGGGAGAUGUGCAUUCAACGUCGACUUUCAGCACAAGGAAUUCCGGGUUUGUUGGACCGGAAGCUGGCUCAAGCCACCAAGCCUCGAUGAGUUCCCCAGCUCGACGGAGCAGACUGGGGCGACUAUUGAGCAAAUCCAGCAUAGCUCAGCGGUUGAUGCCAUAUGGUCUCGCUCUCGAGCAAUCGCUCACGGAGCAAACUCACACAUCAGAUUAUUUGUUGAUAGCUUGGAUGACUUCCCCAUCUGCAAAGUCGCCAUCGAUAACCGGCAGCGAGAAAUGAUUGCGGACGAAUUCUCUCUUCUCCGGCAUCUAGCGGCAAUGCAGCCAAAAGCACGAGCUGUACGAACCUCGACUGAGCCGCUUCAGGACGAGGAUGGUAUUUUUGGCUUCAGAAUGAUGAAGCUAAAGCCCGUAACCCAUGACGAGGUGUCGAAAUACUACCAUGAUGUCUUGGAGGUGCUUCGUCAUGUCCACGACGCAGGUGUUGUUCACUACGAUCUUUCAUGGACAAACAUUAUGCUAGAUCAAGAUGGUCAAGUCACAUUAAUAGACUUUGGUCACGCAGGGCUAUCUGAAGCAGAUAUCCCGCUUCACAAGCGGAGGAAGUCGACCCGAGACAGCCACCAAAAGUAUCUCGCUUCGUAUGAUCUUGAAGUCCUCAAAACUUUGCAGCGGUAUGAAAGCAUCUUGCAACACGAUGAUAUUAAGUAA